This is a messenger RNA of Salvia hispanica, 989 nucleotides long. RefSeq lists its product as uncharacterized. Gene Ontology annotation, cellular component: nucleus. NCBI's taxonomy places the organism in Eukaryota, Viridiplantae, Streptophyta, Magnoliopsida, Lamiales, Lamiaceae. Gene Ontology annotation, biological process: regulation of DNA-templated transcription. Gene Ontology annotation, molecular function: DNA-binding transcription factor activity; transcription cis-regulatory region binding. The record is from RefSeq and is a predicted model, not a curated record.
AGAAAGAUAGAAAGCAACUUGUGGGUUUUUAUCCACUCUCCUCUCUCUCUCUAAUCUAGUGUGGGAAUCUUGAUUCAUUUCCCCCUCUCUUUAUUGCUUCAGCUUCUCCAUAUCCAAAACCAAAAUAUCUCUUUCUGUGAUCAGCCUUCCAUCUCCCAUCUACACUGAAAAAUCACAACAAAAAAGCUAGCCUGUUUAAGAGAAAGAGAACAUGCAAGAAAGUGAUGAUCAGAGUCUUUCAGCAGCAGAUCACACACAUGCAAGCAAGAAAAGGAAGACGGGUGAAAGAGUUGUGGUUGCUGUAAAAAUAGAGGGAAAUAGUAAGAAACAGCAGAGAAAUGAAGGGCCUCCAUCUGAUUGUUGGUCUUGGAGAAAAUAUGGCCAAAAACCCAUUAAAGGAUCUCCUUAUCCAAGAGGGUACUACAGGUGCAGCACAUCAAAGGGCUGCUCAGCGAAGAAGCAAGUUGAGAGAUGCAAAACAGAUGCAUCGAUGCUCCUCAUCACCUACACCUCCACCCACAAUCAUCCAGACCCUGCCCCUUUCUCAAUCCCCACCAAUCACUCUCCAAUUCACCAACAAGAGCAAGAAUCAGAGACAAAUCCAGACGAAAUCGAAGCCCCGCGCCCGAAUUCCGGAGGCGGAAACUCCUUUGAGGAAAUUCUUCAAACACCCGGCGUGCGCUACGAGGAUGAUGAUGAGGUGGUGAAAUCGGAGGAGAAUGAUUUCUACGACGAGCUGGAGGAGCUGCCUAGUUCCUCCUUCUUCACGGCUUUCAUGAAGAGCGGUUUCUGUGAGGAAAGAAUUGCUGUAAAUCUAUCUUGAAUAGAAGUAUAGUGUGUGGUUUUAGGUGAAAAUGUGUGUAGAUCUUUGCUUAGUAGUAUGUGGAAAAAAGAAGAAAUCUGUAGCUAUGAUGAUGUACAUAUUUUCUGCUCCAGUUUUACACGUGCGAGCGGACUAUCUACUCAAUUCAUUUUAUGCUUAAUUUUAA